This is a messenger RNA of Pristis pectinata (smalltooth sawfish), 1248 nucleotides long. Its product is annotated as zinc finger protein 239-like. Bases 452 to 1198 code for a protein of 248 amino acids. Gene Ontology annotation, molecular function: DNA-binding transcription repressor activity, RNA polymerase II-specific. Gene Ontology annotation, biological process: negative regulation of transcription by RNA polymerase II. Lineage: Eukaryota; Metazoa; Chordata; Chondrichthyes; Rhinopristiformes; Pristidae. The record is from RefSeq and is a predicted model, not a curated record. The transcript has 2 exons.
UCCCGGGGCUUGAGCAAAAUCUGACGCAGGGCCCGACACGAUUUCCCCCUCUGCCGGGACCGCUGCUGCCCGCCCCGCUGUGCUCAGCCGCUUGUCCCUCCUGCUCUGGGAUUGUCCUGUUUUAAUGCAGACGGGAGGUGCGGUUCUGCGGCGGGAGGAGCUGGUUCCGGCUUCCGAACGGAGGAGCCUUCAGUCGAGCUGGGAUACAAGCAGAGGAUUUGUUCAUGCGAACCUCAAACACAACAUCAGCAAAUUCACACUGGGGAGAGGCCGAUCACCUGCUCUGAGUGUGGGAAGGGAGUCACUCGGUCAUUCCAGUUGCUGAUGCACCAACAAAUUCACAGAGAAGAGGCCGUGUAUCUGCACUGAGUGUGGGAAGGGCUUCCUUCAGUCAUCCCACCUGCUGAGACACCGGUGUGUUCAUACUGGGGAGCGGCCGUUCUCCUCCUCAAUGUGUGGUCAGGGAUUGGCUCAGUUAUCCAGCCUGAUGACGCACCAGCAAGUUCAUGCCGGGAAAAGGCCAUUCUCCUGCUUGGAGUGUGGGAAGGGCUUUGCUCAGUCAUCCAAUUUGCUGAGACACCAGAGAGUUCACACUGGAGAGAGACCGUUCUCCUGCGCAACGUGUGGGAAAGGAUUCACUCAGUUAUCCAUCCUGAUGACGCACCAGCGAGUUCACACUGGGGAAAGGCCGUUCUCCUGCUCAACAUGUGGGAAAGGAUUCACUCGGUUAUACAGCCUGAUAAACCACCAGCGAGUUCACACUGGGGAGAGGCCGUACACCUGCUGUGAGUGUGGGAAGGGAUUCAUUCAGUCAUCUGAGCUGCUGAUACACCAGAGAUUUCACACGGGGGAGAGGCCGUUCAUCUGCUCGACAUGCAGGAAGGGAUUCACUCGGUCGUCUCAGCUGCUGAUACACCAGCGAGUUCACACUGGGGAGAAGCCGUACAUCUGCUCCGACUGUGGGAAGGGAUUCACCGAGUCAUCCUAUUUGCUGAUGCACCAGAGAGUUCACACUGGGGAGAGGCCGUUCAUCUGCUCGAUGUGCGGGAAGGGAUUCACGAAGUUAUUCCAUUUGUUGAGACACCAGCGAGUUCACACUGGGGAGAAGCCGUUCACCUGCUCUGAGUGCGAGAUGGGAUUCCCUUGCUCAUCUGACCUGCUGAAACACCAACGAAUUCACACUGCCAAGAAACAUUGAACAUUCUAUAUGCUCAAUGUACAAGCAUCACUGCUACUGAAAUCUAGCGC